This is a messenger RNA of Macaca mulatta (Rhesus monkey), 748 nucleotides long. The record is from RefSeq and is a predicted model, not a curated record. Lineage: Eukaryota; Metazoa; Chordata; Mammalia; Primates; Cercopithecidae.
GCCAGAGGACAGCAGUGCAGCUGACAUGGAUAUUCUCUUUCCUCUGAGUGUUAUUGAUACAGAGCUGUGCCCCAGCCCCGUUCCCCAGAUCAUCCAUCUCAUCCUCUUUGUUGGGUUUAGCCUGGUGUUCCUCAUCAUCUUAAGCCCCUACUUUCCCAGGGAGCCGUCCUCAGUGCCUCCCAGAGAGGAGAACAGCGAGAAUGAUAAAGCUGAAGUGGGGGAAUGGCUCAGGAUCGGAAAUAAAUACAUCACCUGGAAAGCUUGGAGAAGUCUCUUGAAAAAACUGGAGAACGUUAAGGACCACACUCUCCUGCCAGAAAAGUGAGGCUGUUUCUCCUUCUCUCCCGUGUCCUUCCUACCUGGACCCAGGAUGCCAGCCCAGGGCCUGGGGCUGAUGUGGGAGAGGAGAUCACAGCCGUGAUGUCACUAAAGCCCUGGAGCAGAGGUAGGCAGAGCUUUGUGAGGUGAGCGUGAGGGGCCUUGGAGGGGCGUGGGCCGCAGGUGCCCAGUGCUCCUGGCUGCAGCCUGUGCCUCCUGUGCCCUGCAGGCUGCUGAGGAAGCUCCCUGGUGAGGUCAGCUUCCAUUGUCUUCUAAGCCGACACCGCUUGAGGAAGUUGUUUGAACGAGGCCCUUGGAAGGUUCACUGGCCAGGUUGGGGGCAGUAUGGGAAAGCUUCUCCCACCAGAUUGUCUCUGGGCUCCCCUGUCUCAUCUGGCCUCCACGCCAUCAUUAGUCCCAAAGACCUCCA